Molecule: messenger RNA, 2466 nt
Organism: Mucor velutinosus
Lineage: Eukaryota; Fungi; Mucoromycota; Mucoromycetes; Mucorales; Mucoraceae
Product: Delta-6-fatty acid desaturase
Exons: 1
Coding region: 1-2466 (821 amino acids)
Molecular function (GO): protein binding
Source: RefSeq, a predicted model, not a curated record
AUGGCAUUCCAACAAGCAGAAAUAGCUACACUUCUCAGUAGCAAGCUGAAGUUGGACAACAACAACGACAAACUCACAGCUAUCGUAUCUGACAUCCAACAAGGUCGUUAUGCCAAUGUUAUAAAAAACAGCAUUGUAUUCAACAACUGUCAACAAGACUCGGAGAUGCUGAAGGAGGAUGGCAACAUUCAAAACUGGGUCGACAGCAAACUUGCCAGUAUUUCAUUGGAAAACGAAUUGGAUCGCUUCGAAGUCCUUGCCACUGGUAUCGCAUGUCUCAACACAUUUGUGCAGAUCAAUUGGACUGGCCCUAUUCCCUCCUUCUCAGUAUCAGAGCUGUUUUUCGGUCAAAAGGAGGACAUUUGCGAAAUCAGAAUGCAUGGAGCCUGUCUCAAAUCCCUUUCUGUCGAUAGUGAAGAAGUGUAUCACCUCACUCAGCAGCUUGGGUUCUUGACUAUUGCCCGUGCUUUAUUAUAUGCUGUCCGUAACACCACGCUGACAGGCUCAUUCUGGGCCAUGCGCUCAGUCUUUAUCCAACAGCAAUUAUUAGACGAAUUCACGGGCUCACUUCAGUCUGAAUUGAUGGAAUUGGCCAAGGAAAGUGCUGAAAGAGUACAAUCUGCCGCCAUUGUGGAGGCUGAAUCCAAGGAGGCUCUCAAAAUCCGUCAUGAACUCGAGGUCGCAUUGAUUUACAGUUAUUUUGGACAAGAUAAAGAGGCUUUGGAAAAGAUGGAGUCAGCACAAAAGGAAUCCGGAUUCACUUGGUCUUUAACCGGUUCGCUGGGUCGUCGUACCAAGUUUCAGUCAUUCGAUGUAUCCCAGCUCGUCGUUUUAGCAGAGAGUAGAAAGAAGGACAACACAAUUGACGAAGAAGGCACGGAGGAAGCUGCUCGACCAGAAACUUUGGAUUUGAACGAUGACACUAUUCUGGAGCGCAUUCAAUUUACUGAAAACGAAAAGAACACAGAUGAAAACAGCAAACGUCAUGGCAAUCUCAAUGUCAUUGAUCAAUGCUUAUUGCUUGCCUUCUGUCUCAAUGUCAAGAACACCAACCCUGAUCACGGCAUCACUGCUGAACAAAUGGUGCCUUAUGUCACUCGUGUGCUCGAAAAUGCCAACAACUGGAUGGUACAUACCAUGGGUUUGCUUUUGCGUUCUCGUCUGGAGGCUAACAAAGGACGUACCGUGGAGCGUUCAGCACUCCAACUGCAAGCAUUGGUGGAUCAAAUCAAGGUGGAGGAUUCUGGUGUAGAGGAGCGUCUUGCUUAUUUCUAUGAUCUUUUGUUGCCCAGCAAGUGGGAGAUGGAGCGUGAGCUGGCUCGCCGUUUUGUGUCUCUUGGUGUAGUUCGUUCUGCUGUCGAGAUCUUUGAGCGCCUUGAAAUGUGGGAAGAUGUGAUCUCUUGCUAUCAAAUGAUGGAACAACCCCAAAAGGCAAAAGAUGUGUUGAAGCGCUUGAUGGAGGAGAACCCCAAUUCUCCUAAAUACUGGUGCAUCUUGGGCGAUCUUGAAGCUGAACCUGAGCACUGGCGCAAGUCUUGGGAAAUGUCAAAUCACAGAUACGCUCGUGCCAUGCGUAGUUUGGGCUCUUAUGAAUACAAGCGUGAAAACUAUGAAUCUGCAAUUGAUUGCUACCAAAAAGCUCUCAGCAUCAAUCCUCUGUUUGAGGGCUCCUGGUAUAUCCUUGGUUGUGCUGCUAUGUUUACAGAGAACUGGGAAGUUGGAUCUCGCGCUUUCCAACGUGUUGUUGCAUUGGAUGACGAUCAACCUGAAGCUUGGAACAACCUGGCUAGUAUUUACAUCAAGAUGGAUAGAAAGACAGACGCUUAUUUGGCUUUGAAGCAUGCUACCAAGGUCAAGUUUGAUUCCUGGAAAAUGUGGCAAAACUUGUUGUUUGUGUCUAUUGACGUGGGUCAAUUUGCAGAUGCUAUUUUCGCUAUGCAACGUGUAGUUGAGCUCCGUUGGGAUAAGGUGCGUGAUGAAGCUGUUGAUAUUGGCGUAUUGCGUAUGAUUGUAGAAAGUGUGAUUCAAAACUGGAAAGAUCCCCAUGAUCGUGAUGGUGCCCGUCUCUCACAACAUGUACAAAGGUUAUUGGAAGAUGUCAUUUUAAGCCGUAUCACCAACUCGCCUGAAAUUUGGAUGAUCUGUGCCAAGUUUUACUUGUGGCAAGGCCGUUACGUGGACGCACUUGAAACCUCUGUCAAGGCCUAUCGAUCUGUAAUGCACAACCCUCGCAUCGAAACCGAACAAAGCGUGUUUGAAGAUGUUGCCAUUGUUGCUCUUGAGACUGUGGACAUGUAUGAAAACUUGGGUGAUAAACAACAAGAUGGUGCUCCCAUUUGUGCUGACUGGCGUUAUCAAUCUCGCCUUAUCCUCAAGAGUUUGAUGGGUAAAGUGAGAGAUAUUUUCGAUGAUACCAAAACCUAUGAGCAAUUGCAAGAGCGCAUGAACGAUUUAAAAAAUGCAUAG